AUGGCGUCCCGAAAUAGCCUCUUCGGCUUGGUAUCGCUGAUACUUCUCGCUGCCGGCCUGCUCUUUAUGUUCUUCAUCCUCCUCGCCGGCGCGAUUGACGCCAAUCCUGUCAACCGCUUCUACAUUCUCCAAGCGGAUACGGCAAGAAUACCAGGCGCACCUCCGGUUUCGAGAUGGUCAUACUGGAAUGUCUGUGGCGUUCGCAAUGGACGGACCUUCUGCGGCGACCAGGACUACUCAAACAUUCACCCUGCGUUUCCGCUGGAUCCUUCCUCUCGUCGCACCUUCGACACUAGGGUCGGUGUCCCCCGAAAUUUCUUCCAGCAUCAUGCCUACUACUUCUACUUGACAAGAAUCAUGUUUGCUUUCAUGCUCAUGGCCCUUUUCUUCGCCGUCUUGGGCUUGUUCACUGGUCUGCUGGCACUCUGCACCAGACUUGGAUCAUACCUUAGCAGCCUGAUGACCAUGAUAGCCAUGAUAUUCCAGGCGGUCAAUGCCUCUCUCAUGACGGCCGCAUAUAUCAAGGGGCGCAACAACUUCCGCAACAAUGGUCAACGCUCUGAUAUUGGCAAAUAUGCCUUCGGCUUCGAGUGGGCAGCUUUUGCUUGCUUUCUCAUCUGCACGAUCCUGUUUUGUAUGGGCGGAACAUCACGACGAGAUUCAAGCCCCUCAAAACGAAAGGGAUUCGGGUUCGGAGGUAAACGAAGCCGGAGCACGAGGAGCCGAGGUAGCUUUGUACAAGACAAGGAGUAUGGAGUAUAA
Cladophialophora yegresii CBS 114405 is the source of this 762-nucleotide messenger RNA. RefSeq lists its product as uncharacterized. The transcript is spliced from 3 exons. Gene Ontology annotation, biological process: septin cytoskeleton organization; cortical actin cytoskeleton organization; endocytosis. Gene Ontology annotation, cellular component: membrane raft; cell cortex; plasma membrane. The coding region runs from base 1 to 762 and encodes 253 amino acids. NCBI's taxonomy places the organism in Eukaryota, Fungi, Ascomycota, Eurotiomycetes, Chaetothyriales, Herpotrichiellaceae. The record is from RefSeq and is a predicted model, not a curated record.